Messenger RNA from Lindgomyces ingoldianus, 198 nucleotides. RefSeq lists its product as uncharacterized. The transcript has a single exon. The record is from RefSeq and is a predicted model, not a curated record. The annotation marks the transcript as partial. NCBI's taxonomy places the organism in Eukaryota, Fungi, Ascomycota, Dothideomycetes, Pleosporales, Lindgomycetaceae.
GUGGAAUGCAAAAAGGCAGCACUAGACCAACCUAGCGGCUGGAAGGAUGUCCUUAAAGAAGCAGCAAUUUGCUUGAAUUUGGCACACCCUAACCGCGAUGUUUUCCUUAUUAUUGCGAUUAGAACCAAAUGCAUGCUCUUUGCGUGGAAUCUAUUCCACACUAUCCAGCAACCGCGGCUUAGUACAGUACUAGGAUAA